This is a messenger RNA of Fukomys damarensis (Damara mole-rat), 1398 nucleotides long. It is a transcript of the gene Rassf7, whose product is annotated as Ras association domain family member 7. NCBI's taxonomy places the organism in Eukaryota, Metazoa, Chordata, Mammalia, Rodentia, Bathyergidae. The transcript has 6 exons. The record is from RefSeq and is a predicted model, not a curated record. Bases 100 to 1206 code for a protein of 368 amino acids. Gene Ontology annotation, biological process: signal transduction.
CAGUUCAGGAGCACAGAGAUGUGAGAGGCUGGCACACUGCCUGGCUAAGCUGAGCCACCAGGCCUGUAGUCCUGGCCUGACUAGAGUGAUGGGACAGGGAUGGUUCUGGGGCUGUCCUCCAUGGAGCUGAAGGUAUGGGUGGAUGGCAUUCAGCGGGUGGUCUGUGGGGUCUCAGAGCAGACCACCUGCCAGGAAGUGGUCAUUGCAUUAGCCCAAGCCAUAGUUGACCUCUCCCCCCACUCCACAGGCCAGACAGGCCGCUUUGUGCUUGUGCAGCGUCUUAAGGAGAAGGAACGUCCGCUGUUGCCACAGGAGUGUCCAGUGGGUGCCCAGGCUACCUUCGGACAAUUUGCCAAUGAGGUCCAGUUUGUCCUGAGGCGGACAGGGCCCAGCCUGGCUGGGAGGCCCUCCUCAGACAGCUGUCCACCCCCAGAACGAUGCCCAGUUCGUGCCAGCCUGCCCCCAAAACCACGGGCAGCUCCGGGCCGUGAAUCCCACAGAGCACUGACCUUUAGCCUGGGGUGUCCCAGGUUGGUCCCCAGCCCCUCAUCCUCUGAGCCUCCAGCCCCUGUAGCAUCCAACCUAGGCUUCUUUGAAGACCUACAGGGCAUGGAACUCAGGGUGCAGAGGAACUCAGAGGAGCUGAGCCAUAAGGACUUCUGGGAGCAGGAGCUCAGGCGGGAAGAAGCCAGGGAGCGAGAGGGGCAGGCACGCCUGCAGGCACUGAGCGCAGCCACUGCAGAGCAUGCUGCCCGGCUGCAGUCUCUGGAUGCUCAGGCCCGUGCCCUGGAGGCUGAGCUGCUGAUGGCCACUGAGGCCCCUGGGCCCCCCUCUACCACGGCAUCUGCCACUGAGCGCCUGCGCCAAGACCUGGCCAUCCAGGAGCAGCAGAGUGCAGAGGUACAAGGCAGCCUGGCCCUGGUGAGCCGGGCUCUGGAGGCGGCUGAGCACACGCUGCAGGCUCAGGUACAAGAGCUGGAGGAGCUGAACCGGGAGCUGCGCCAGUGCAACCUGCAGCAGUUCAUCAUGCAGACAGGGUCUGCACUGCCACCACCCCCACAGCCAGACAGAGCCUCCCCUGGCACACAGGACAGCCUUCUGCUUUCAACUGAAGAAGACACCCUCCAGGAAGACCCCCAGAGGCCAAUCCCAGUACCCACCCUGAAUCUGGAGGUUACCACCAUGAGGCAAAGCUCCUGGAGGUAGCAGCUCCUGCCCCAGAGCAGUGCUGUGGAAGACACAUAAGCCAGGGCAAACAGGAAGGCUGCAAGGACAACAGGAGUCUGAUCACAGAAGAUUCCUUUCUCAUGCAGGGGGAGGCUCUGAUGCACAGAUCUGUGAUUGGGAGGGUUGCCCUAGUCCUUGCCAAGUCUGACAAGCUCCCUGGAGAAGCGAGAG